CAUCCUCAAAGCUACUACUAUACACGAGCACUGGAUACCCAUACGACGUGUUAGUCCAAUAUGGCGACUAGAGGGAUAUUGCCGGUGUUUUUAGCUCUGGGCUGUAUACUAGUUUGCAGAGCGGUCAUGACAACGUCUGGCCAAUGUACAAAAUCGUGUAUGAAUGGAGGAUAUUGUGUGUGGUCAGAUAGCACAACGUACUGUGCGUGUCCAGUCCAGUACUACGGUGACGCGUGUGAACUGAUGUGUAACACAACCAAGUGUGUGGGCGGGAGGUGCAUCAUGUACAUGAAUACUUCCCAGUGUCUAUGUCCCGGGGAUUACAUUGGACCCAUGUGUUACGACAGUUGUGCAGAAACGUAUUGUCAGAACAACGGCAAUUGCUCCACUGACAUGGAUGGGAAGUUGGUGUGUAGCUGUAUGGACGGGUUCAGUGGAUCACGCUGUGAGAUCAACAACACAAACAUCAUAUCGUGCACAGGAACAAGCUGCUCGACAAUUGGAACAGCCAAUUGCACUCAAGAGUCCGGAGGGCCGAUGUGCCACUGCGCCAGUGACAUCACAGGGACAUAUUGUGAAAGGCGUAAUUGUUUGAACACUGGUUUGUUCAACUGUUCAUCAAAUGGUGUCUGCAAUUUCAACGGUAAUAGCGUUGACAGCAGCACGUGUUCUUGCAUGGCGGGAUACAAUGGAUCAUCGUGUACGCAGAACAUUGACGACUGUGUUGGCGUUACCUGUGAAAACGGAGGGACAUGUGUGGACGGAAUCGUAUCGUUCAACUGUAGCUGCCCUGCUCUAUAUACCGGGACUUACUGUGAAAAGGCCGACUGUGUGGCUAGGAACUGUCCCAGUCUGAGUGGAAAUGGAUUUUGUGAUACCGACUGUAGGUAUGAGGAGUGUGGCUAUGAUGGAUUGGACUGCUCCCUAGGUGUCGACCCCUGGGUGUCCUGUAAUGUGGUGCCGACCAGUAGAGGGAGACAUUGUUCAGUGCUGUUUAUGGACGGUGUUUGCGACCAGGAUUGUAAUACCUAUGACUGUCUGUAUGACGGGUUUGACUGUUCAAGUAACGGAACUACUCUGUCCGAUUGUUUCAACUCUUCUCAUUGCUAUGAGAGUAUUGGGAAUGGCGUGUGUGCAGCCGAAUGUGACAACCUUGCAUGUGCAUAUGGUGGUCAUGACUGCGCCAACACUGCAACCCAAAACACGGACACGUUGAUCCUGACUUUCACCCCUAUGAACGAUACGUACGGUAGACUCGCCGAGGCACGUUUUAUGGGCUACCAACUAUCACGCAAAUUGAAGACAAGAGUAUACAUCAGACAAAACAACGGAACCGAGAAGAUGGUCUACAGGGUAGCGAACUCUAAUACGGCAGACAUCAGAGCUUACUUCGACAUCCAGCAGCCGUCUGACUGUACCAUGCCUAAUUCGUGUGUAACGGACGUGCAGACUGCCGAAAAGAUGAUAGGAGCUUUGAUGUGGAUGUACUCUCCAACACCUGGCGCUGCGUCCUUAUCCUUCAGGAAUAUAACCACCUGCCAAGAGGGUUACCAGUUUAUAAACGGCAGCUGUGGAACCCUAUGUAACGUCGGCUGUAAAUCAGUCUGUGCUAUGGAGACCGGAAGUUGUGUCGACUGUAACGAUGGUUACGUAGGUAACACGUGUGAUGUGCAAUGUAGUCCGAACUGCGCCGGGACAUGUAACUCCACACAGUGCAUCGGGGGCUGUAAAGUCGGUUAUGUAGGCGACAACUGUGACCAGGCAUGUUCCACUGGGAAGUAUGGUGCAGACUGCAACAUGACGUGUGCUGACUGUGCUAAUGAUGACUGCGAUAACAUGAAUGGAGUUUGUGCACAGGGCUGCAAGAAUGCAGGUCGUAUGGGCACAUACUGUACAGAAAAUUGCGCUUCCGGGACUUAUGGUAGAAACUGUGCGAUGACUUGCUCCUCAAACUGCCUUAAUCAGAUGUGCAACCGAGAAAGUGGAUACUGUACAGGGCCAUGUCCUACUGACAAGUGGGGCAAUACAUGUGAUCAAGAUUGCAGUCAAACAACAUGUACGACCAAUUGCGGCGCGUGCACUACAACAACCACGACAACAGCUACGACGCCAAGUCCCGCAGACAAUUCAGAGAAAGCUGUCAUCGCCGGUAUCAUCAUCGUAGUCAUCCUCAUUGUUGUUGCACUCAUCAUAGCAUAUGUGCUCUGGCGGCGAUCACAGGCAGGUGUAUAUGACCUUGACGAGAAGAAGGGAGAUGAGAUGCCACUAAAUGCAGAUCACAUAGAAAGCGGUAAUGGAAAUCAAGAAACUCCAAUGGUUACCAUGACAACUGGUACCGGACCACACGAGGUAGCAGUUGUGUCGGAAACUACAUUACAGACAUCUCAUGUGAGUGAAACAAAACCCCUAAUAGAGGAUGGGAUGAAACCAGAGCCAGAUAGCGAGAGAAAGGAGCCAGAAGACAGAGAAAAUUCAGCAGAGCAGGAUGAUCCAGAUGAACCGAUGAGAGAGUCGCGAGAAAUGAAGACCGCUAGCAAGUACUUACCGCCGACAGAGAAGGAAGGUGGCCCUGGAGGGGUGUAUGUGGGACCUAAGGGGCCCACACUUGAUGAUGUUGAAGUUGACCAAGAAUCAUCAGAUGUACAACAAGUCUCCGACGAUGCAAACUUUCCUGUAACACCUGAAGAAUUAGUGGCCCCUCCGCCUGUACAACAGGACACUGAAGCCGACCUUCCUACCCCUCCCUCCCCUCCACCCCAAACAGACACCCCACCUUCACCCAAAUCAGACACACCACCUUCACCCAUAUCAGACACCCCACCUUCACCCAAAUCAGACACACCAGCUUCACCCAUAUCAGACACACCACCUUCACCCAAAUCAGAAACACCACCUUCACCCCCAUCAUCACCCCCUCCGAUGUAGCUACUCUAUAAACGAAGAGGUGAAGUAUGACCACUAAUUCCCUUGCCAAUGUCCAUAUUCAUGAAAAUGAAAUAUACGCGUAUAUGUAGUAUAUGGACAAUAAAAACUUCGGAGAAAUCCA
Molecule: messenger RNA, 3046 nt
Organism: Pecten maximus
Lineage: Eukaryota; Metazoa; Mollusca; Bivalvia; Pectinida; Pectinidae
Product: neurogenic locus notch homolog protein 1-like
Exons: 15
Coding region: 61-2925 (954 amino acids)
Biological process (GO): heterophilic cell-cell adhesion; establishment or maintenance of epithelial cell apical/basal polarity
Cellular component (GO): plasma membrane; protein-containing complex
Molecular function (GO): scavenger receptor activity; calcium ion binding
Source: RefSeq, a predicted model, not a curated record